Molecule: messenger RNA, 5029 nt
Organism: Rana temporaria (common frog)
Lineage: Eukaryota; Metazoa; Chordata; Amphibia; Anura; Ranidae
Gene: SOWAHB
Product: sosondowah ankyrin repeat domain family member B
Exons: 1
Coding region: 185-3502 (1105 amino acids)
Molecular function (GO): protein binding
Source: RefSeq, a predicted model, not a curated record
CUGGAGAUGGGUGUCGGGGAAGCAAAGGCCGUUGUGUGCCCUUCAUGUGGGAGGGAAGAGGAGGAGGAGCCGGGAGAGCAGGUGGAAGUUAGGUGUGGAGGUUGAAGUUGCGGCGCUCACAUCCAAGCUCGGAGCUGUGCUGGCCGUCACCAUGCCCUGAGCUGUGCCCGGGAAAGGUGUGAGCAUGGCCAAGGAGCUGAGCCAGGAGGAGGUGCUGGACUUCUUAUGCCAGGGCGGAGGCAAGGUGCCCAAUGCCUCUCUGGUGGCACACUUCAAGCACUUCUUGAGGGACACCCAGGUGGCCGGCGAUCAGCUCCUGAAGCGCAGGGACGGGUUCAAGCGUUAUGUCAACUCGGUGGCCGUGGUGAAGCAGGAAGGAGCUGUCAAAUAUGUGGUGCUCAGGAGCCGCUACCGAGAUCUGCUGGGAGAGGAGCUGUCACCCGCAAUCCCCGGACACCACGAGACGGCGAUCAGCAACAAUAGAGAGGACGAGGAGAUCGGCUCUCAGGUGAUUGGAGGGGGAUGGAGCAGACAGCAGGAGGGAUAUGCUCGGGGGGAGACUGCAUUCACUGAUCGUCAACGGGGGGCACCAAUGACUUACAAUGACCCCGAUUGGAAUGGUAAUGGGGCUUCUAAUGGCAAGAUCCGACAUGGACAAUCGCAUACCGAGACAGAAAUGAGACUGCCUUCAUCUAAGCCUCUUUCCUCAUCAUCUGGAAAUCUGCAGUCUACAGCAACCCUGAGCAAGACCUCAUCAUCAGUGAACAAUGCCUAUUCACCUAGCAAAACCUUUCCACAUGGCAACAUCCAGCUAUUACCUUCCAACAGGACCUCCAGUGAUACCUGCUUGGCCACUAUGAAGACAACCUCAUCACUUCCUGAUACUUACAUGACCUCCACAAAGAAUUUGUCUUCAUCAGCUGGUACUUCCAUACCCUCCACCAAAACCUCCUCUUCACAAGGUAAUACUUUCAUACCCUUCACUAAGAACUUAUCACCCAGCGAUACUUCCAUACCCUCCACAUCCGGUAAUGCUUCUAUACCCUCCACCGAUACCUCCUCCUCACCAGGUAAUACUUUCAUACCUUCCAUACCCUCCACCAAUACCUCCUCUUCACAAUGUGAUACUUUCAUACCCUUCACUAAGAACUUAUCACCCAGCGAUACCUCUGUACCCUCCACCAAUACCUCUUCACCUGGUAAUACUCCCAUACCCUUCAACAAGAACUCCUCAUUACCCAGUGAUUCCUUCCUGUCCACCAUGAAGACCACCUCUUCACCUCCUGAUACUUGCAUGUCCUCCACCAAGAACUCUUCUUCGCCAGCUGAUACCGUACUCUGCACCAAGAUCUCCCCUUCACAUGGUAAUACUUUCAUACCCUCCACCAAUAACUCCUCACCUGCUAAUACUCCAAUAUCCUUCACCAAGAACUCCUCUUCACCCAGUAAUAUGUCUACAGUCUCCAUCAGGACCUACUCCUCUCCCAGUGAUACUUGCAUACCUUCCACCAGGACGUGCUCACCCGCCAGUGAUACCUCCAUACCCUUCACCAAGACCUCCUCAACAUCCAGUGAUACUUCCAUACCCUUCAUCAAGACCACGUUACCCCCCAGUAAUAGCUAUAUACCCUUCAACAAGACCACCUCGCCCCCAAGUAAUGCUCCUACAAAGACCUCUGAAUCACUCAAUAGCACUUCAACUCAUUACAAGGACUAUUACCCUGAAGACAACCUUUCAGCACCUUAUUCUAAGACUUCUUCAUUUUGUUCCCCUGCUCAACCCCCUUCAUUGCCCCAGUCACCUUCCCCAGAGGCCAGUGAGCACCGGAGACCCUUAUCUGGUGGGGACCAUUGGACAGAAUCUACUAAUCCUGUAAUUGUAAGUGCAAGCUGCAGGGGUCAGCAAGAUCAAAGACUUGCAUGCACUGAGAUCCAGACCCCAGAUUUUGAGGUGAAUGGUACAUUUCCCCAGAAGGUGCUGUCAGAACAGCUGGAUAAUCCCAAGUAUAUAAAUGAACAGCAAAUACAUGGCUUUUAUGAGGAUCUGGCAGCUUCCAGGUACACGAACAGUACACACCCUUCCUCCUCCCUGCUGCUCCCUCUUGAAUCAAGUACCGCUCCUCUAGAUAUGCAGCUGGAAGAAUACGAGGCAGCCAGUCCAUGCCCCUCACCACCUUUACUACUUAACGAUAUGCGUGACUUGUGGAUGUGCCAAAUGCCUGUGUUUAAAAGCAUAAGAUGCCAACUGUCUUUGCAGGACAUGGAAGAUUUUGUUGAUCAGGAAAGCUGUGGAAGUGAGGGGAGUGACAGCGGUGAAGGGGGCGACUGUGACACUGAGCACAGGGAUGAUGAAGACUUUUCCAGCGAUUCAAACACUGAAAAAUACACUCAGUACAUAGAGCAGAAAUGUGAAAACACUAACAGAUGCCCUCCUAACAGAAAAUUCAUUAGCAUUAUUGAACAAUAUAGCAAGCUGCAAAGUGGGGACCUGCUGGGAGCCAAAGAUACUCUAGUGGAUUGCGAACCCGAACCUAACGUACUGGCCGCAAACAAGAAGUCCCCAUACGUUGCUAAAUCCUUUCUCACUGAUCAAGCACCCAUCUUGUUUGAGUUGGCUAGACAUCCUCCAAAGCACAGGGCAAGUUCUCGCUUUCGAGAAUUAAUGUCUUCCUCAGAUGAUGAACUAAUUGAUAGGGAUUGUAAUAGGAGGAGGCGCCCGUCGCGCACUAAGAGACCUCCUGAUAUUGUUGUGGUUCCUCCACAGCCUGACGUGGACUUGCUUUUAUUAACAAAGCCUGUGAGCAAUUACAAGCUUACUGUAAAGCUUGCAGACCAAAAAGAACAUCAAGCACAGUAUGGACCAAAAGCAAAUGAGGAUUUUUUGCUCAAAAAGUCUUUUAAUUACAAAUCGUCAACAGUACCCUUGGAUCCCGCAGAGCAUGACUGGAUUGUUAAGUCAGCUUCUGGGUCUUGGCUUCAGGUCUAUGGAUUGUUUAAUCAAGACCCCCAACUGGCUUUACGAAAAGAUUUCAUCUCCGGUUACACAGUUCUGCACUGGUUUGCCAAGCACGGUGCAAUUGACAUGUUCUAUAAAUUUGUAGUGGGUGCCAGAAAGGCAGGGGUUGAAAUUGAUUUUAACAUCAAGUCUAACGGUGGAUACACACCUUUGCACAUGGCUGCUAUACAUGGCCAUCAAAACGUGGCUGCCAUGUUGGUAGAAAAACUCCAAGUAAAUGUGAAGUUGAGGGACAACAGUGGGAAGAGGGCCUGGCAAUACCUGAGCUGCAAUACAUCUGGGGAGGUAUGGAGGCUUUUAGGAGCCCCUAAGGGGAAAACCAUAUUUGCUUCUCGCACCUUAAAUACCACUUAUAUAAACACACAAAACAAGUCGAGUCAGAUAAAUAGAAAAACAUCAUUGGCAGCUUUUCUUAAACCUCAGCAUCAAAAAUGGAAAGCAAACAACCAUCCUGUAUUAAGGGAAAGAGAAAUCUACAGUGACUGAGAUGGGGUCAGAUUGGAAAUUGACCGGGGAUGGAAAAGAAAGUAGAGCCUUUUUUGUUACAAUGAUGAGGCUUAUGCUUCCUGCCCUGCGUGCUUUGCUGCCUUGUAAUUCUUACUGGGUCCUUGGUACAGACAGGAAAAUGGACCAGUACAAUCCAAAGUUCUCCAGGGAAAGAAACAAACUCAUGCCAUGGUAACACAGUUACAGCUUCCUUCUACAGCCUGCUCUUAGAUACUCUUGCAGUUGUUUUCUGGGGCCAGGACAUUAUCAUGGAUGGGGCUACAGACACAUGCCCACAAUGUUCCGCCAACUACAGUCCUAGACUGAGAAAAGUCAGCUAAGCUUAUGUGAUGUGUAGGAAUAAUUUCUUAAUGGGCUUCCAUUUUUAUUUAUUUUUUAUUUUAUACUGAUUGUUCAUUAUUAAACUUUGCAUGCACUUAAACUGAUGUCCAUGUUUCAUGUCGCUUUAAAUUGUUUGUGGUCCAAACAAACUAUUGCUUCAGUAAGUGCUGCUAGGUCCCGUAGCACUAUAUGUACUGCGUGUAACUUCAGCUACGUACAGUGUCUGUUUCCUGUUGUCACGUCCGGGCUCACACCUAGAGAAAAACAGUUGGUCUGAGCAGCGCUCAGCUUUUCAUAGGCAGCUUUGUAUUCUGUGAAUGAAUACAAUGCUUUUUUUGGCUGAAUCUGGGAGCAUGACCUCAUCAGCUUGCCUCUCAUACUCGGCCAAUCAGAGGAAGCUUUGUAUUUAUUCACAGAAUACACAGCCGCCUAUGAAUGGCUGACUGCUGCUCAGACUGACUCUGGGUGUGAGACAGGAAGUCUCUGUCUCACAGCCAGUACCUACCACUAUGUACUGUAUGUAGCUGAAGUUACAUGCAUUACAUACCUUGCUUUGAGACACUGCUGCACUUGGUAAAGCAAAUUAGUAUGUUUCGACCAGCUUGGUCCAAACAAACUAUUUUAUAGUGACAUGAAAUUUAACAUCAUCUUUAAACAAUUUUGAUGAGUCUAUUUUUAGGGUUGCAAGGAAGAGCUAAUUUCUUGAGACUGCACAACAACCACCUUAUUUGUCAGUUGCAAUAUAUUGUAUCCAUAAGUGUCUUACAGCAUAACAAAUGUUUUAUGUCAGUCGUUGGGUUAGAAAAGUUUACUGUAGCACAAACCUAGCCUUUUAUUGAUGCAAAAAAUGUACAUAGCAGCAGAUGGGUCUAAUCUCUCCUGUUGUCAGGCCAAUACACUGUAGUUCCAUGUAAUAAAUGUCUUUUUACAACAGUCAGGUAUAGUCUGCAAAAUGACUGUUAGAUAAUCAUUACUUGAUGCUUUCUUUUGUUGACUCCUGUAUUAUACUGUGAUAUGAAACCAAAGUAAAUUUAUUUUUUGUUGGCAAAGGAAAUGUUGGAUCUUUUUCACUGGCAAUAAUACUUUGGAGGAUAUUAUAGUAGAUAUUUCGAGCCUUAAUCAUAAAGCUUCCAGGUAAAGAUUGUUGAUUUCCCCCAAAAAUAUCUAUUUAUAGGAAUCCAGUAA